AUGCCCAUUAAAGGUUUGAAUGAGUUACCAUUUUGCCAGCCUGGAGGUUGGAGGCUGUCCAGGGAUAGGAAAGUACCAACCUUUUUCACCGUUGUGCUGACAGAUAUCGAUUCAGACCGACAUUACUGCUCCUGCCUCACUUUCUAUGAGGCUGAGGUAAAUCUGCAGGGAUCAAAGAGUAUUGCGGCUGAUGAAGAUGAGGAGGCAGAAGAGGAUGGCCUGAUCCAGCCAGCUCAAGUGUUUGCACCAAAAAGUCUCAUUCUCGUGUCCAGGCUGGAUUACCCUGAAAUUUUCCGGGGGUGCUUGGGUCUGGUCUAUACAGUGCACAUCGAUAGGCUGAGUUUCCCUUUAGAGGGUCUGGUGGCGAACCUCUUUACGUUCCAGGUUCCUGUUGCUGGUGGAUCCCAGAAGCUGUUUAGCCUGGGAGCAGGAGACCGGCAGCUCAUCCAGACGCCUCUGAACGACACAUUGCCUGUCACAUGCAAAAGUGUUGCUCUGCUCUUCCAGCAGCUGGGAAUCCAAAAUGUCCUAAGCCUGUUUUGUGCGGUUCUGACAGAACACAAGGUUUUGUUCCACUCCACUAGUUACCAGAGGCUCGAAGAGGCAUGUCGCGCCCUGGAAGCCCUCAUGUUUCCCCUUAAAUACAGUUAUCCAUACAUCCCUAUUCUGCCUUCGCGGCUGCUGGAGGUGUUGAGCUCACCCACUCCUUUCAUCAUCGGAGUGCACUCCAUGUUUCAGAGUGAAAUCCAGGAUCUGUUGGAUGUUAUUAUUGCUGACCUGGAUGGAGGAACAAUAAAGAUUCCUGAGUGUAUCCACUUGUCCGUGCUCCCCGAACCUGUACUACACCAAACACAGACGGCCCUGUCCCUGGUUUUGCACCCUGAUCUGGAGAUAGCAGACAAUGCGUUCCCUCCGCCACGCACAGCAUCCUCCAACCUCAAGUUGUUGGACAAGGAGGUGAGGGCGGUCUUUCUCAGGCUGUUUGCACAACUCUUUCAGGGUUACAGGUCUUGCCUGCAGCUCAUCCGCAUCCAUUCUGAACCUGUUAUUCACUUUCACAAGACUGCCUUCCUGGGCCAGCGAGGCCUCAUUGAAAAUGAUUUUCUGACCAAGGUUUUGGAUGGCAUGGCCUUCGCUGGCUUUGUCUCGGAGAGAGGUCCGCCUUACCGAGCCUGCGAUCUCUUUGAUGAGCUGGUGGCCUUAGACAUUGACAGCUUUAAGGAAGAAGAGGUCACCCCUGCCAAGCUGCAGAAGCACAUCAGGGAACUGUCUGAGCAGCUUUACAGAAAUGAGAACCCAAACCCGCACAUGGCAUUCCAGAAAGUGCCUCGACCCUCUGAGGGAUCCCACCUGCGGGUGCACCAGGUACCCUUCCCCCUGUUGGAUGACGAAAAGGUAGAGAAGAUGCUGCAAGAGGGUGUGGCAAAACACAGCACUGCACCUCCAUCUACACGACCUGAGAGGAAGUGCGUUGUGCCUGCCGGACCACCCGUUGUGUCCAUUAUGGGCAAGAGUGGCUCCGUGUUUAACAGCGCUCGCAGGCUGGAGGUGGUGCGGAGCUGCAUUUCUUUCAUCUUUGACAACAAGACCCUGGAGACUGAAAAGACGCUGCCGGCUGCACUGCGCGCACUGAAAGGCAAGGCAGCUCGCCAGUGUCUGACUGAGGAGCUGAGUCUUCACGUACAGCAGAACCGCGCCAUACUGGACCACCAGCAGUUUGACUACACCAUUCGUAUGAUGAACUGUGCCCUCCAGGACUGCUCCAGCUCAGAGGAGUACACGGUGGCUGCUGCACUGCUGCCCCUGUCAACAGCUUUUUACAGGAAAUUGGCUGCCGGUGUGAACCAGUUUGCCUACACCUGCAUUCAGGACCAUCCCAUCUGGACCAACCAGCAGUUCUGGGAAGCCACUUUCUACAGCGAGGUCCAGAGUCAAAUCCGAGCCCUUUAUCUUAACACCCCAGAGGAGAAAGGGGGCAUCACUGCUAGGCUAAAGGAUGCGGGCAGGGUUGAGGAGCACACAGCCAUGGACCUGGCGGCAGAGCAGCUGCGUUCAUGGCCCAGCCUGAGCAAGGAGAAGCAGCUGGAGCUGGUGAAGAAUGAGGAGAGCACUGUCUUCAGCCAGGCCAUCCACUACGCCAGCCUCAUGGUUUACCUGCUAGUUCCUUUGGACACGAGCAAGAACAAGCUGCUCCGCAACACCCCUGUCGCUGACUGGGAGAGCGGCAGCAACAGCAUCGUCACAAACAGCAUUGCCGGUAGCGUCGCAGAGAGCUUUGACACAGAAAGCGGGUUUGAGGACUCGGAGAGCAGCGACGUGGCCAACUCUGUAGUGAGGUUUGUUGCCCGGUUCAUUGACAAGGUGUGCACAGAGAGCGGAGUGACCCAGGAACACAUCAAGAGCCUGCACAGCAUGAUCCCAGGCAUCGUGGCUAUGCAGAUGGAGGCUCUAGAGGCAGUUCACAGGGAGAGCAGGAGGUUACCUCCCAUUCAGAAGCCUAAGAUUCUGCGUCCAGCACUGCUUCCUGGAGAGGAGCUUGUGUCAGAGGGGUUGCGGGUUCUUUUGGACCCUGACGGCAGGGAGGAGGCCACUGGAGGCCUCCUGGGGGGCCCACACAUCCUGCCAGCAGAGGGAGCCCUGUUUCUCACCACAUACCGCAUCAUUUUCAAAGGCAUCCCCCAUGAUCCUCUGGUGGGGGAGCAGGCGGUGAUCAGAGCAUUCCCAGUGUCCACGCUGACCAAAGAGAAGAAGAUCAGCAUCCAGAGCCAGCUGCAGCAGAACAUGCAGGAAGGCCUGCAGCUCCGCUCUGCAUCAUUUCAGUUGAUAAAGGUGGCAUUUGAUGAGGAGGUGAGCUCAGAGAUGGUGGAGAUCUUCAGAAAGCACCUCCAGAGGAUCCGCUACCCACAGUCCAUCUUCAGCUCCUUUGCUUUUGCAGCAGGACAAACGGCACCUCAGCUAAUCCUUCCAAAGCAAAAAGAGAGGAACACUGGCUUCAGAACACUGUCCAAAACUAUUGUCAAGGGAGCAAAGAGGGCCGGAAAGAUCACCAUGGGCCGGGGUAGCCAGACCACACUGAAGAAGAGCGACAGAGGCAGCAGAAUGACCUGGCAUGAGGAUGAUGACAUUUCAAUAUCGGACGAUGGUGAGCCGCCACCCAGCAGCACUUUGCGAGCAUCAGAGAAGUCCACCAUGGAGCAGCUAGUGGAGCAGUCCUGUUUCCGUGACUACCAGCGCCUGGGCCUGGGCACCAUCACCGCCAGCUCAUCUCGCUCCAAGUCAGGCGAGCAGUUCAGGAUCACAGCCGUGAACAGACUCUACUCCCUCUGCCGCAGUUACCCGGGGCUGUUGGUGGUUCCUCAAGCAGUACAAGACAGCAGUUUACACAAAGUGGCACGCUGCUACAGACACAACCGUCUGCCCGUUGUGUGUUGGAAACAUCCCCGUACCAAAGCGGUGCUGCUCCGCUCAGGAGGCUUCCACGGCAAGAGUGUGGUGGGAUUGUUCAAGUCUCAGAACCCAUCCUCAACAGCCCCUGCGUCAUCCUCAGACUCAUCCAGUAGUCUUGAACAAGAGAAGUACCUACAAGCCAUCCUCAACUCCAUCCCCAUCUACUACAGAAUGAACGGAAACAACACCCUGUCCAACCGCUCCCUCAUAGGCCUCUCACCAGGCAGUGACAGGAGGACAUCCAGGAUGCCAAAGAUGGCUCCUGUCCAUUUAGACAUCCCAUUCUCAAACAGCUUUACCAGAGGAGUGCUUGAGUACAGAGAUAAACUAUUCACACACUCAAACCAAAAACCUGCCAGUAAGGAAAGAAUCCAACCUCAAGGCAUGUGGGCUAGCCUGCGUUCCAGCAGCAGACACAGCCAUCACCAACCAGCGGGAGAUGUGGGCGCCAGACUAGCAGGGAAGGAUCUGGCUCCCCCUGCAGGUAGCAACAGUCUGCAGGCUCAGCUCCUGAAACAGCAAGCUGCCCUCUACGUCUUCGGAGAAAAGUCCCACUUAAGGGGCCUCAGAGUGGACUCCUCUUUGAACUGCGAACUGGUGCCGGUGGACUUUGCAGACACGCGGCAGGCGAAAGCCUCUUUUAAAAAGCUGCUGAGAGCCUGCGCUCCCAGUGCCACCUCGUCCGACACGGAGGACUCCUUCCUCAAAGCCUUGGAGGAGUCUGAAUGGAUCCUGCAGCUUCACAAGAUCCUGCAGCUGGCAUUGAUUCUGGUGGAGCUUCUGGACAGCGGCUCAUCUGUUCUCCUCAGCUUGGAGGAUGGCUGGGACAUUACCACACAAGUGAGAAAUAUGCACAAAUACCUAUGUGGAUAA
Molecule: messenger RNA, 4320 nt
Organism: Micropterus dolomieu (smallmouth bass)
Lineage: Eukaryota; Metazoa; Chordata; Actinopteri; Centrarchiformes; Centrarchidae
Gene: sbf2
Product: SET binding factor 2
Exons: 32
Coding region: 1-4320 (1439 amino acids)
Biological process (GO): regulation of Rab protein signal transduction
Cellular component (GO): cytoplasmic vesicle
Source: RefSeq, a predicted model, not a curated record